CCCGCCCCGAAUGCGCCUCCUUUCGGAGCCCCGCCCCUUUUCCGUGUCAGCUGUUGGGUUGGGGCCCUUUUUUUCUGUCUUUCCAGUCCGGGUUUCUCGGGUCGUGCCCUUGUUUCUCUCCUUGUAGCUGAAGACUGCUGAGAGCAGAGUCCUUCCUGAUCCCUUUGUUUGGGAUCGGGCUUCCCACGUCUAGCCUCUCUUUGGCGGUUGUGGGUAGGAGUCUGACCUAUUAUUUUCCUGAAGGAUCUGGGGCAGAGGUGGGGGCGGUGUGCUCACAGGGUCUCUAGGACUCAGAAUCCUCAGCCCUCCCUCUCCAGCAGUGGUUAACAGUGCAGUCUCUGCCAACAGGUAGAACUCGGUUGAAAUCCCGACUCGUCCCUUUAGUAGAUGGAUGACCUUUGAGAACAGCCUCAGCCAAGGUGGGAAGGAGGCGGGGACUCGACAGCCUGUGGUGAUUCUCUUGGGAUGGGGUGGCUGCAGGGACAAGUACCUUGCCAAGUACAGCGCCAUCUACCACAAAAGGGGCUGCAUCGUGAUCCGAUACACAGCCCCGUGGCACAUGGUCUUCUUCUCCGAGUCCCUGGGCAUCCCUUCACUUCGUGUUUUGGCCCAAAAGCUGCUGGAGCUACUUUUUGAUUAUGAGAUUGAGAAGGAGCCCCUGCUCUUCCACGUCUUCAGCAACGCUGGCGUCAUGCUGUAUCGCUAUGUGCUGGAGCUCCUACAGACCCAUCAGCGCUUCUGCCACCUGCGUGUGGUGGGCACCAUUUUUGACAGUGGUCCUGGCGACAGCAACCUGGUAGGGGCUCUGCGGGCCCUGGCAGCCGUCCUGGAGCACCGGCCUGCCAUACUGCGCCUGUCGCUCCUGGUGGCCUUCGCCCUAGUGGCAGUCCUGUUCCACGUCCUGCUUGCUCCACUCACAGCCCUCUUCCACACCCACUUCUAUGACAGGCUACAGGAUGCAGGUUCUCGCUGGCCUGAGCUCUACCUCUACUCAAGGGCAGACGAGGUAGUCUUGGCCAGAGACGUGGAACGCAUGGUGGAGGCACGCCUGGCACACCAGGUCCUAGUGCGCUCUGUGGACUUUGUGUCAUCUGCACAUGUCAGCCACCUUCGCGACUACCCUACGUACUACACAAGCCUCUGUGUUAACUUCAUGCGCAGCUGUGUCCGCUGCUGAGUCCACCUCACCUCUGCUCCCAAAAUAAAUGUCUGAUACCUCCCCACAACCUA
Microcebus murinus (gray mouse lemur) is the source of this 1230-nucleotide messenger RNA. The record is from RefSeq and is a predicted model, not a curated record. Lineage: Eukaryota; Metazoa; Chordata; Mammalia; Primates; Cheirogaleidae.